AUGCUGAUAAAUCUGGCGGCUCAAGUUUUCAUCGGGAUUCCUUUGGAGCUCGUGUACAGCGGAAAGGCCAUUCUACUUUAUUGCGGUGGUGUUGUUUCAGGUCUCAAACUAAUCAACUUUAUGUGAAAUAAUUUUUUUCCGAAAUUUAGGAGCACUUCUCUCGGCUGCCCUCGACGGGGAAGUGUUCUUGGCCGGCGCGGCUGGCGGCGUUUUUGCCAUUGUGAUUUCCCAUCUUUUAACUCUGAUAGUUUUCUAUGAUCAGGUGAGAAAAAGUUCUUAAAGCGAAAACUUGGUAAGUUCCAGAUGGAGUUUGUGAUCCCACGAGUUGUUUUUGUUUCGGCUUUCGCGGCGGCCGACUUUGUCGUGGCGGUCUUCCAACGACAUUACACCAACAGAAUUGACCGAGUCAGAUUUUUUUCAUCUUUUGGUGAUUAAUAGCUCAAUCACCGCCGGCUAGAGAAAAUAUUCGAAAGAAGGUUUUUACACUAGAAGUGUGAAAUAGUGUAUGCGAAGAAGAGGUUUAGACGUCUCUUUAGUACUUUUCCUGCCGAGCUUACUGCGAAUGAAGUAUGGUCCUAGCUGAAUAGAAAUUCAAACCAUUCGAAUGAGAUUUUUAGCAAGAAGAUUCUAAAAAUAUCACAAACCUUUGUUACAGACUAGAACUUCGGUAAAAAGGAAAAAGUUUCGAAAAAAAAAUUUUUUUGAAACUUUCAAAAUAGUUUUAGAAAUCACACGCGCCAAUUGUCACGUAGAAAACGGCUGAAGUACAAACUUUUGAUAACUUAUAAAAAAAAAACCAACUUUAAGGUAUCGUUCAUGGGUCACAUUGGCGGAAUGGUUGCAGGAAUUCUGCUGACCUUUGUCCUUUUGAGUGGGCAAAGAAAACGCCGAUGGCAAAUAUUCAGUUUCUGGGCUUCUAUAGUCGCCUACGCCUUUUUUGUUAUCAUUUGUUUCAUCCUCGCAUUUUAUCCUGAAGCUUUUUGA
Molecule: messenger RNA, 984 nt
Organism: Caenorhabditis auriculariae
Lineage: Eukaryota; Metazoa; Nematoda; Chromadorea; Rhabditida; Rhabditidae
Source: the annotation of a GenBank genome assembly